AUGACAACCAUCAGCGACCUCCCCGAGGACGUGCUGGUGGAGCUGCUCUCGCUGCUGCCGGCCCGGGACUGUCGGCUGGUGUGCAGGCAGUGGCGGUACGUGGUGGAUCUGACCACCCUGUGGAAGCGCAAGUGCCAGCGCGAGGGGUUUUACCUUCAGAAUUUGGAUAGAAGCGUCUCCGACUGGAAGAUCUUCUAUAUGCUCUGCAACUUGAAGAGAAACUUAAUCAAAAACCCUUGUGCUGAAGAGAACUUCCAGUACUGGAAACUUGAUAAAAAUGAUGGAGAUAGAUGGAAGGUUGAGAAUCUGCCUGGACCUCAUGGAAAUGGGAUACCAGACCCGAAAGUACACAAAUACUUUGUCACUUCAUAUGGGCCAUGCUUGAAGUCUCAACUCAUUACCCUGCAGAAGGAAGGAUACUGGAAUCAGCUGAUGGAUGAGAAACGGCCUGAAAUUGUAGUCAAGGACUGGUAUGCUGCCAGAUUUGACUCUGGGUGUCGCUAUGAACUUACGGUGAGGCUGCUCUCGGAAGACUACAUUGUCCUUGAGGAGUUCUGCCCCGAGCCGGUGGUUAUAGAGCAGUGGAGUGAUGCCAUGUGGAGAGAGAUUUCUCACACCUUCCAGAAUUACCCACCUGGAGUUCGUUACAUCUGGUUUCAGCAUGGAGGCCAAGACACCCAGUUCUGGGCAGGAUGGUAUGGGAUCCGAGUGACAAACAGCAGCAUCACCAUUGGGCCCCUGACAUCGUUAUGAAGGCACAAUAUCAAUCUUUGCUUUUACCUCAGGACUGUAGCCAGGUGGUCUCAGGUGCACUUAUUUGUCUGUACUUUGGGUGAGUGUCCUG
Molecule: messenger RNA, 844 nt
Organism: Pterocles gutturalis (yellow-throated sandgrouse)
Lineage: Eukaryota; Metazoa; Chordata; Aves; Pterocliformes; Pteroclidae
Product: F-box only protein 6-like
Biological process (GO): SCF-dependent proteasomal ubiquitin-dependent protein catabolic process; glycoprotein catabolic process
Cellular component (GO): SCF ubiquitin ligase complex; cytoplasm
Molecular function (GO): ubiquitin protein ligase activity; protein binding
Source: RefSeq, a predicted model, not a curated record